GUCUUAGAACAAGUUUCUUGCAGGUCAAUAAUUGUUAAAAAAAUUUUAUAAAUUAUUAAAAAUCUAAUUAUUAAUUAAUUUUAAACUAGUGGUUUAUUUUUAAGUUAAACGUUGCUACAAGUGCCAAUAAUUUCAACUGAAAAUUGGAUUUAUUGCAAAAUUUAGCCGUUUACUCGCGACACAUCAUCAAGAAACAGAGUAGAGAUCUACGACCAUUCGGAAAACAUAAGCUCUCGAUUUAAGCUGCAUUGAAUGCCCUGAACUCCAGGGAAAUACCUGAAUUGUGGAGAUCACCUGUAGUCUAUCAGUAAUACGAUCCAUGGAAAAAUAAGAAAGUAGUGAUAAUUGAUUGAAAAAAUGUUGACAAAUGAUAAAAUAAUAAUUAAUAAACGUUUUCCCGCGUUAUCGAAUAAAUUUGAAUGAGAAAUGUCAUCGCGAAGAUCGCCUUUUGAUGGAAAAAUCUAGCGUACAAAUCGCUGGACAAGUGCCCAUGUUAAAAAUAAAAAUUAUAAUCCAGUUCCAUUAAGGAAAAAACAGGGGACAGAAGUCAUGGCUUCUGGAGCAUCUUCCCUGGACAGUGCUGGAAGUAGCGAUGGGGCACUCAACAUGGAGGGGGAUAGCGGAGGCUAUGGCAGUGUUGGAAGUCCAGUGGGAGGUCCUGAAUGUCGUAGUGAUUACGAUGGUUUGCAAGCACAAUGUGAUCAAGCCAUGCAUCAACUCCAGCUCCUUAGACAUAAACACUCUGAUACCAUUCGACGAUGUGAGCACACUAUGAAAGAAUUGGAGUAUUAUCGAGGACAACACAUAGCCGCAAUGAAUCAGCUGGAGGCAACUUCUCAAGAGAGCUCAGCUCUUCGGGGUAAAUAUGGAGACCUGGUCAAUGAUAAACAAAGACUCGAUCGCGAGGUCCAAGCACUGCAGAAAGAAGUUUCUGAACUUAGAUGCCAAAAUCAAGAGGUUCUUGUUGCUGAUCCUUCUAAUAGUGAUGCUAUCAAUCAACACUACCUCUCCGCCUUGAGAAAAUAUGAGACAAUCAAGGAUGAAUAUGAUUCUUUGAGGAAACGAUAUGAUGAUCUCAUUUCUACGCAUUCAUCUGCUGUUAAUAAGUUGGAGCUAGCACAAGAAGAAGCAGCCAGACUGAAAAAGCAGUAUGAAGAUGUAGUCCAAGAACGUAACAGUGCUUUCAGAGAGAGAAAUGGAUUAAAACAACAAUGUACGGCAGCGAUAAGACAAUGGGAUAUAGCUCUACGUGAGAGAAAUGAAUACCGUGAAGCAUUAGCAAAACUUCAACAGCAACACGAAGAAGCAGUAAAAGAAGUUAAUCAGGCCAUGGUGCUUCGCAUGAAAGCGAGUAAGGAUAUGAAACGAUUAUCUGAGGAAAGAAAUGCUGCCUUACAAGAGUACAGCCUGAUAAUGGGUGAAAGAGAUACAGUUCAUAAAGAAAUGGAAAAACUUGGGGAUGAUUUAAGUCAAGCUUAUUCUAAGAUAACUCAUUUAGAAAAUCAAAAUAAACAAUUGGUGGAUGAGAAAAAGACGCUUUCCUAUCAAAUCGAAACCUUGAGGCGAGAGAUAUCAUCAGCUCUCCAUGACCGCGAUGAAGCUCUCAAGGAAUGCAACGAUCUCAGGCUCAAGUUUGGUGAUUAUUCUGAAGGAUCUAACAGAGAUUAUAAAAAUCGUGAGAUUAUAAAAACUUACAACCGUGAGCGAGAUAAUGCAAGUAAAGAAGCUGAAAGAGAAACAAAUACUCGGGAUUAUGCCAAGAGAGAAAAAGAACAAAUGGACAAUUUAGACCAAGCAAAUCUAGAACUAGACAAGUUAAGAAAAUCCGUAGAUACUCUGCAAGCAGAAUUAGAAGAAGCACUUCAAGAAGCUGAAGUAUCUAAACGAAGACGAGAUUGGGCAUUUAGUGAACGGGAUAAAACUGUUCUAGAACGUGAAAGUAUGAGAACUCUUUGUGAAAGACUGAGAAAAGAAAGAGAUCGUGCAGUUUCUGAGCUUGCGGGUGCUUUAAGAGAUUCGGAUGACAUCAAGAAGCAGCGAAACGAGGCUUCAAAAGAACUUAAAGCUCUUCAAGAGAAGAUUGAGAGCGGAGAUCAUUCAUUGCGAACCAAUCAAUAUCAUGAAGAAAGUAAUGUCAGUGAAUGGGAUGUCAUCACGAUUCCAAUUGACCUUAGUAGACUUUGUCAAGAUGGUGAUGGGGAUCUAGGAAUAGUACUUGUCGGUGGUAGAGAAGAUCCACAGUCUCCUAACGAUUCAGGUGUUUACGUCGCUCAAAUAUCUCAAGGAAGUGUUGUUGAAGGAAAAUUGAGAAUUAAUGACUGUAUAAUUCGUGUUAAUAAUGUAGAUUGUUCAACAGUAUCGACUAGAAUGAUUUUAGAAACAUUACGAGCAUGUACUAUGGGUACAGCUACACUGACUGUAAGAAGACGACGAUUAACUAGACGAGCAUUAAGGACAACUCAAUUACCAGUUGGUUCUAUUCCUCAUGGAAUAUUUUUAGAAAUAGGAAUUUAUAUAGCAAAAAUUUCUCCAGGAAGUGUGGCUGCUAAAGAUGGUAACUUGGCUGUUGGAGAUAGAGUCUUAAAUAUUAACAGUAAACCAAUGGAUGGAAUAAGUUCAGUGCAUGAAGCUAUGGCUAUUUUAAACGAUACUUCCAUUGAUGUGAUAACUAUAACGACUCUAAAAGGGCUUGCUUUACCGUCAGUUUUAAGCUUGGAAGCAAUAGAUACAGGAUUUGCUUCUGAUAAACAGAAAAUGGUUAAUAAUUGUUCUCAAACUGAGCAAGAAAGAAUGAUGCUAAAAGCAACCUCUGAUGAUUAUGAGCGUCGUUAUAUAGCAUCGAAUUUCGGUGAUAGAAUUAUUUAUAAGGUUUCCAAAUCAGUUAGUAAUGAGAAACCAAGUGGAAUAAGUAACGCAUGGGAGAAUAUUCGAGAGAAGAUUGACAUAGUUCGUGGUAGAAGACAUAGUAAGGAUAGAGAUGAUAAGAAAAAACGUCAUCGGAACUCAAGUCCAAAUACUUUCGAGCAAGAACAAGAUGCAAUUGCAGAAUUAGAUUCCGUUAUUGAGAGUUAUCAUAAAAAGACUAAUAAUGGAGUUUUGAAGAGGAGCAAACGAAGAGGAACGGAGAAAAUUGAGAAGAAUGGAGGGACGUGGCCGAAAGCAAGAGGUGGACCUUUGAUUCAAAAUGGAACUGGAACGAUUCUUCAUCCUAGGAAAACGAAGGAACGGCUUCCACUCAGUGUACUUUUAAACCAACCCCCUAAAUAUGAGAGCUACAACUACAACCGUAUUUCUAAUCCUAUUCCUUUAGCAAAUUUUUCAAACGUAAGCAAUCGUCACACAGUUUAUAAAGCUGUAGAAAGCCCUAUGCCGAGCUUCAGUAAAUCCGGACAAUUGUUUGGACAGAAAUCUUUCCAGCCGGCGGUGCAGUUCAAGGACAUGUCACUGGAAAAAAAGAGCGACUUCGAGGCAACAGAGAGAAGUUUGGGAUCAUCUCAUGCACCCUCUGAGACCAGCAUCGACUUUUCUGUCAAAUCUGUUGGCAGAGAGGGCGAUUAUGGUCAUGCUAAACGUCGUACUCAAAAGCCGUAUCCUUCAGGCAGCAAUGAAAGCCAUCCAGAAGCUCUUCAGCAUAACAGGGUUCACUCUCAACUUUACCCGUUGGGUUCAGGAUCUUCAUCCAGCGCUCCUAGACAACAGCUCGCUGGUAAUUUCUCGUUUCCCCCUUAUACACACUCGCAUCCACACCCGCACCAGCAAAACUCGCUGCCAUCUCGAUAUCCCUCACCUCCGUCCUUACCGUCAGCGCAGUCUGGAGAGUCUUUAGGACUUCCUGACUCUAGAUCCUUUAGUUUUGAGCCCCCUUAUAGUCCAGGACCUCAACCAGGAUUCGGACAUUUGCACACUCCUUCCGUAGAUUUGCACUAUCACAAACCACGAGGUCAUCCAGUAGGCAUUGCUUACGAUUUGCCGGCUUACACUCAUGGAUAUGAAGGUGGAACAUUUCCGAGAAAGAAGGAGAAUCAGAGGUUUAGGAUACCUUCGAAUCCUAGUGUAACUUCUAAAAGUAGUGUGGGAAAAUUGUCAACGGGGAGUAUUGAGAGGACAUCAGAGAGAGGUAGUCCUAUGCCAACUUUUCAUGUGGAAAUCUUGAGUCCUGGAAUUGGUGGUAGCAGUAGUGGAGGAACUAUUAGAAGCAGUGGGAACAUCAAACGAACAAAUAUGUCCGAUUAUUACACACAACCGUUACCUGCUCCUGGAGAACUGAGGAGGGUUCAUAUCGAUAAAUCUGUCGAGCCUCUUGGAAUCCAAAUCUCUUGUUCGAAUAAAGGUGAAGUCUAUGUUUCCACAGUUAGUGAGCAUAGUCUAGCAUCUCAGGUCGGACUACAAAUUGGAGAUCAACUUCUAGAGGUGUGCGGAAUCAAUAUGAGAAAUGCGACAUAUGAACAUGCAGCACAUGUUCUAAGACAGUGUGGUAAUUCCAUUACUAUGCUGGUCCAGUAUAAUCCUAAUAAGUACAACGAGCUCGGAAGUUCAGGUUCUUCAAGUCCUUCCGAAGCAGGUGGAGAAGAAGGAGCAAGCCGUAGUGGUUCACCAACGCCUUGUAAUAGUCCAGAAGCACUUCGAAAAACAACUUUAGAAACCCAUGAGCCAUCCGAACCAGAAAAGGAAAAGCCCAAUACACUUAUGCCACCAGUUAUAAGAGAACGAGAAGUACGAAGUUCAGCUUCUAUGGAAGUUCGAGGAACUCAAGAACGGGAGAGAGAGAUUCGGCAAUCUGCCUCAUUAGAUAUCAACAUAAGAAAACCAGAAUUGAGAAACUCAGCAACAUUAGAAAGUAUGAGGAACUCAGCUACUAUUGAUUCACUAAGGAGUGCUGGAAGUACUUUAACUCGUGCGCAAAUAAAUCAAGCUGUCACGACAUUACAGCGACAAAACGCAACUGUACGAAGUCCUACGCAAGAAGAACAAAGUAGGAAAACUCCACCAACGUUAGAUCCUAGAUAUCUGUUUAUAGAAACAAGAAAAUGCUCAAAUCUUGGCAUUUCACUUGUUGGCGGUAAUGGUGUAGGUAUUUUUGUUCACUCAGUUCAACCAGGAUGUCUUGCAGAAGAAGCGGGAUUGACUACAGGUGAUCGCAUCCUUGAAUAUAAUGGAGUUGACUUAAGACAGGCAACUGCGGAACAAGCAGCUCUUGAAUUAGCUCGACCUGCGGAUAAAGUUACUCUUGUUGCUCAAUACAUGCCGGAGAGAUACAAUGAAGUGAAAGACAAGCCUGGAGAUAGUUUUUAUGUUAAAGCCAUGUUUGAUCGAGUGGGUGAAGUAGGAGAUAGUCUCCAGCUUCGGUUCAACAAAGAUGAUAUUCUUUACGUUGAUAAUACAAUGUUUAAUGGAACUCCAGGACAUUGGAGAGCAUGGUUAGUGGACCAAUCUGGUAGACGACAGCAAUGUGGAAUUAUUCCAAGUAAAUUUAAAAUCGAAGAAGAAUUGCUGUUAAGACGGUCGCUGGGUGAUUUGGAAACAGACACCGGUAGGAGAGGGACGACAAGUGCAAGAAGAAGCUUUUUUAGAAGGAAAAAACAUCAUAGAUCGUCGAGUAGAGAUAGCAAAGAGCUUUCGCAACUUACAGGAGUCAGUCUCGGAUGGUAUAGUGAUAGUGGAACGUUGAAUGAAGAGAAUCUACCUGCUAGCUAUCAACGUGUUGAGAGAUUAGAUUUACCAACUUUAAGGCCUGUACUGAUAAUUGGCCCGUUAAAUGAGUGUGUAGCGACAAAAUUAUUUCAAGAAUUCCAAGGUGAAUUUACUCGAUGUCUUCCAGAAGCGAUGCACUGUUCUCAAGCAACACUUGAACAAGGAUUGCGUGAUUCUCUCUAUGUCGAUUAUAGAAAGAAAGGAAGUUAUUUUGAAUGUACAACUGUACAGGCUGUGAAAGAAUCAUGUUCAAAGAGUGCACAUUGUAUUCUGGAUAUAUCAAUUGCAUCAGUGGAGCGUCUCCAUAAGCAUCAAAUUUAUCCAAUAGUUUUAUUGAUUAAGUUCAAAAGUACGAAACAGAUAAAAGAAGUCAAGGAUUCAAGAUAUCCUAGUGAUAAAGUGAGCGCUAAGGCGGCAAAAGAAAUGUAUGAGCAAGCACUCAAGGUAGAAGCAGAGUAUAGGCAAUACAUUUCUGCAAUUAUUCCUGCCGGUGUAAACGUUGCAUUUAUUUGCACACAAGUUAAAACUGCAGUAGAUGAAGAACAGAGUAAAGCACUGUGGGUACCUCGUGGGCCUACCUGACAUCAAAGGGGCCCCCACAAACCGCAGUGGAAAUCAAUCUAAUUCUACCGGGGGCCCCUACGUCGUAUACAUAUCAAUAUAUCAUAAAAGAGAAACAACAACCCUAUUUUUUUAUCCUAAUGUUGUUAUUGUUAUUGUUUCUCACUCUUCAUUUACGGUCUCAAUUUGGUUGUGACACGGAUUCUAUGCGCUAUUUUUUACUUAACUCUUUUUAGAAUUCGUUGGUGUUCAUUUCAUCUUACUAUUUUCUUAUAUUUUUAUCAAAGUCCUAUUAAUUUACAUUCAAUUAAUGAUGAAGAGGAUUAAUUCCAUGAAAAGAUCAAUUGCCAGAUGGAUUAUGUGAGUAAGUAAUGAUUAAUGAUUUAUUAAUCGCUUGAAUUGAGUCGGGACAUGAUAAAGAUUAACAGUGGUGGUCAAAAAAAUCUUACGACUUUAUUUCUUAAAAUUUGUAAAAAAACUUACCUUGCGGACUUUCAUACUAAAUUGUCUUGUGUGAAAGUAUGAAAAUAACUAUUCCAUCCAUUUUAAAUGCUCGUGCAAGGUUACAUUACUUCUCAGGAAGUUUACAACAAUAUUAUUGAAAUAUUGAAUAAUAGAGAAGAUAUUCAAACAUAAAUAGCAGUUAUUCAUUAAAAUAAAAUACAAUUUGUGCAAUAUUUUUAAGUUAAAGAAUUUACUUUGUAUCAAAGUUAAUUACAGUCUACUAUUCUUUAUGUAAGUGUUAAUUUUUAUGACGGAUUGGAAAUCAUGUUAAAUAAGCAGUUGAAUUUAGUAAUUUUAUUUUACAAUUAUUAUCAAUAGAAUAGGUAUUAAGACAAUGUCGCGAAUGAUAGAACCUUUGUAGAUAUAAUUUUAAAUCUCUAUACUUAUCCCUGAAAUGAAAUUAUAUCUUUAUUAAUUCAUUUUUCUUCUUCUGAAGAGUAAAAAAACGAAUACAACUUUUAUUAUUCUUGAACGAGUAUUUUAUUGGUAAUAUUAAUAUGAAAUCGUAUUGGUGAUAUUGACCACAACUGUAUAAAGAAAUGUGAGAUGAUAAAUUACGGGACCGUCGAAGAAUAAUCGUCGUAGGUUGGCUCUUGAGUGAAUUGUUUUUUGCUGUGUGUUAGAGAAAGACUUGAAAUAUGUAUGUACAAGAUUAUCAAUCAACGGAAUUGAUUUAUAUUUAUAAUAUAAAUUCAAUUUCUUUAUUGGGAAAUUGAACAGAAGAAUUGUAAAUAGUUUAGCUUUUUUUGUAUAAAUUUGAAGAGAUUGUCACGAGUUUAAAAAACUCCAGAUUUAUUAUUAUGGCGAAUGUUAUGGCAGAUUUUCAUAAAGAUUUCGCAUAUUUCCUGAUACGAUUAAAGUUGUGGAAUCAACGUUUAAGGUUUUUGCUGUAAUUAUUGUCGAAUUGAAAAAAAACAAGAAAUUGUCAUUUGAUACACUGUUGAUGUGAAUACUCUCGUGUCUAAAUGACGAAAAUCGGUUAUGUUGUAUUAAUUGUUAGGUAUAAUUGACUUUAUCGUCAUUUAUAUAUUUAUUUUUAAUUAUUAUUAUCAUUGAUAUAUUAUUACUUAUUAGUUAAUUAUUAUUAGCGUUACUACUAUUAUUAUUAUUACUUUGAAUUUUAAAUAUUGAGAGUCCUUUAUUUUUCAAUUAUUGCCGCGAAGAAUUCGUAACUUUUUUGAAACUUAUAAAAUUUAAACAAAAUUAUAAAUAAUUUUUAUAAAAAAUAUUUUUUGUGAUUAAAGAAAAAUUUUUGAAAAUUUAAACUUGUAAGAAAAUUUUUAGUUUUCUAACCAGAGACAAUAUUUAGGCGUAGGUUAAUUCAUUGAGACCAAAAACUUAAGAAGUAUAAUAUGAUUGUAAACAAUUGAAGGUAUUAAGUUAACAGUUAUAUAUGAAGUAUAUAUGUGUAACAUUGGUAUUUAGGAUGAAUUGAAAACAGAAAAAAGCAAAAAUUAAAAAUUAAAUAAAUAAUAAUGAAAAGAAGGAACCAUACGUGAUAAUAAUGUAUUUGAUAGAAUGUCUCCUAAUUGAGUUAGAUUAAAAAAUCAAAUUCUUACUAAUUUAACAUUUAAUAUAAUAUAAAAUUUGAAUGCAAUCAUCAUGAAUAACAAUUUAUCUUAAAUAAUUAAACCAGUUUACUAUUAAAGGUAAAUUAUUCAGUAAUAAUAAUUUGAUAAUAUUAAAAAAAUUAAAAAAUUUUGAUUGAAGAAACAGAAGUCAAGACGUAAUUAGAACAGAACAAGUGAUAUUGAUAAUAUUUUCAAUCACAUUACUGUGAUACCUAUUUACUGCUUUUAUUACAUAUCAUAACAACUUAACCGUUAUAACAUUUAUACACCCAUUAGGAAUCACUCGAGAUGCAAUACUUGACACAAUCAUCAAGCUAAGAGUAGAAACUAAUUUUUAAAAAUAAAAAGUUCUAGCACAUAUUCUAAUAAUCAUUUUAAAUGAUAUAUUUUUCGAAUAUCUAUCAAUAGCUAUUUUAUGGAAAAAAAUUUAUUACAAUUAAUCCCUGUACAAA
Chelonus insularis is the source of this 8779-nucleotide messenger RNA. RefSeq names its product Discs large 5 (gene Dlg5). Bases 550 to 6273 code for a protein of 1907 amino acids. Gene Ontology annotation, molecular function: protein binding. Gene Ontology annotation, cellular component: plasma membrane. Gene Ontology annotation, biological process: negative regulation of hippo signaling. NCBI's taxonomy places the organism in Eukaryota, Metazoa, Arthropoda, Insecta, Hymenoptera, Braconidae. The record is from RefSeq and is a predicted model, not a curated record. The transcript has 11 exons.